CGAUGCGGUGCGAAGAAGAGUGACGCGAUCGGAUUGCUGCUGCUGCUGCUGCUGGUGUCGAAGAAUCCACGACUAUCACGCACAUCAUCAAUUAACUUAAUUAUCAGUGCGACUAUGUGAAAAAGUGUCAGUGAUAAAGAGUGUGAAUGCCUGAUCGAAGCAUGGCUCAAUCUUUAAGUGCUGCGAUUGGUUUGUUGUUCCUGAUCUUGGCAGGUGCUGUGAUACCUUCCCGUGCGCUUAUUAGUCUUAGCAACAUUACGAGUCUUAUCUACGAUGCGAAAGAGAUCAACUACGGUCACCACACGCUGCUGGACUCGUACGACUUCAUCAUAGUGGGUGCUGGACCGGCAGGAUGCGUACUGGCUAAUCGGCUAACGGAGGAUCCGGCCGUCUCGGUGUUGCUGCUUGAGAUUGGCAAGGGUGAGAUCCCGCUAUUCACUGACUCCCCACUGGUUGGGCCGAUUCUAGCCGCGACGGAUUACAAUUUUGGGUAUGAAACGGAGAAGCAGCGGUAUGGAUGUCUCGGACUGCGCGGUGGUCGUUGCAGUUGGGCGCACGGUCGUGGCGUUGGCGGAUCGUCCAUCAUUAACAAUGUGAUUUACACGCGCGGUAACCGGCGGGACUACGAUUCGUGGGCUCGAGCGGGCAAUGAGGGUUGGAGUUGGAACGAUGUGUUGCCACUGUUUAAGCGCAUCGAGACGGCCAACAUUCGUGACUUUGGUGAUAAUGGGUUCCACGGUACCAGAGGUCGGCUCUCGGUGGAAGAUUGUCCGUUCAGGUCGGAUAUCGCAAGGGCGUUUGUGAAGAGUGCCGAGUCCGCAGGCUACCGCUAUUUGGACUAUAAUGCGGGCGAUAACUUGGGUGUAUCGUUCCUGCAAGCGCACACUCGCAAUGGACGGCGAGCGACGGGCGGUAACAGCUACCUGCGGGACAUUGUGGAUCGCCCGAAUCUUCACAUCGUUACACGGGCCUGGGUCACCAAGAUCCUGAUCGAUCCGGAUACGAAGACAGCCACCGGAGUACGGCUACUCCAUAACCGCCAGUAUCACGAGGUGGACGCUGAACGUGAAGUUAUACUCUCGGCGGGAGCAUUCGAAAGUCCCAAGCUUCUGAUGCUUUCGGGAAUAGGACCUGCAAAGCAUCUGCGAGAGCAUGGCAUCAAGCUCGUCAGCGAUCUGCCCGUCGGUCGCAAGGUGUACGAGCACGGUGGCGUCUUUGGACCGAUCUUCAUCGUUCGCGAGCCGUCCGACAAUCUGGUGAGCUUCGAACAGCUGGCCAACGCUGGAGAGUUUCUUCGCUUCCGCAACGGUUCCGGACCACUGACAACGAACUCGGUCGAGAGCUUGCUCUACGUAAAGUCACCUUUUGCAGAAGAUCCCGACCCAGACUAUCCGGACGUGGAGGUAAUGCAAGCGUUCACAUCGUUCAGCUUUGACACUACGCCGGGAUCGCGUAGCGCUUACUAUCUCACCGAUCGGAUGUACAACGAGUACUUCCGGCCGUUGGCAAACACGAGAAACUUUAUGUUUCUGCCAAUGUUGCUCAAGCCACGGGCGGUGGGACGGGUCGAGCUGAAGUCGUCCAACCCAUUCAACCAUCCGAUGUUCCGAUACCAAUACUUUGAGGAUGAGCGCGAUGUCGAUGCGCUGGUGUACGCGAUCAAGGAGGUGAUACGCAUCAGUACCAAGGCGCCGUUGCGAAGGUUUGGCGUCGAGCUGUACACCCGCAAAGUGCCCGGUUGUCAGUAUAUGGCGUUCAAUACGAUCGACUAUUGGAGGUGUCACGUGCGCCACCUGACGGCGACAUUCCAGCAUCAGGUGGCCACCUGCAAGAUGGGUCCUCCCCAAGACCCCGAAGCGGUCGUCGAUAGCCGUCUGCGGGUGUACGGCAUCAAAGGAUUGCGGGUGGCCGACGUCGGUAUCAUUCCGGAGGCACCCACCGGUCACACCUGUGCGCACAGCUUUCUUAUUGGGGAAAAAGCGGCCGAUCUAAUCAAAGAAGAUCAUCGACUUCACUAAACGUGCUAAC
Anopheles merus is the source of this 2028-nucleotide messenger RNA. RefSeq names its product glucose dehydrogenase [FAD, quinone]-like. The record is from RefSeq and is a predicted model, not a curated record. The transcript is spliced from 4 exons. Gene Ontology annotation, molecular function: flavin adenine dinucleotide binding; oxidoreductase activity, acting on CH-OH group of donors. Bases 147 to 2018 code for a protein of 623 amino acids. NCBI's taxonomy places the organism in Eukaryota, Metazoa, Arthropoda, Insecta, Diptera, Culicidae.